AAACAAAUCACAGAAGGGAACGUUCACCGAUAACACCGGAAAAAACAAAUUCUUCAAAAUGUUACGGUUUGGGAGCUUGAUAAGAAACCUUAAUGCAAGGAGUGGUGAUUUGUUCCCCCUGCGAUGUUUUCAUGUAUCUGCCACAGGACCUGAGACACAGUUCCUUGAGACAUCAUCUCUUGGGAAGACCAGACAAAUCGCAUAUCAGAAGAUUGACGGCAUUCGUAGUCCAGGAAUCAUGUAUAUCCCGGGUUUCAUGUCUCAUAAGGCUGCUACAAAAGCAACUAUGCUACACAUGUUUUGCCAGGAGUAUGGUUUCCCAUAUAUCAGGUACGAUCCUAGUGGCUUGGGCGAGACAAAAGGGGUGAAGCAGUCAGAGACAAAUUUAACUGUAUGGUUGGAAGAUGCUGCCCAAGUGCUCUCAAAUUUAACAGAUGGACCACAGCUUGUAGUUGCUUCAUCCAUGGGUGGCUGGAUAUCAUCAAUCCUAGCAAAAAGGUAUCCUGAGAAAUUCAGCAGUUUGCUUAUGUUAGCUCCAGCCAUUAACUUUGGAAGGAAGUACAUGCAGGUCCUCUUGUCUCAGUUGCCCCCUGGACUAGUAAAGAAAUUUGAAGCAGAUGAAGUAGUGAAGCUUUUUGUACCUGAGUAUGGCGAGUUCCCCCUAAGGAAGAGCAUGUUUGAAGACAUGAAGCAACACGAGUUAAGCAUGGAGGCCGGCAGUAUUCCAGUACAGUGUCCAACUAGAAUUAUACAUGGUGUAAAGGACAAGGAUGUACCAUACAAAGAAUCCCUUCAAGUGCUUGGAGCCUUGCAAACAAAUGAUGUUCAGCUGCUGUAUGUCAAGCAUGGUGGGCACCAACUCUCAGACAGUGCCAGCCUUGAAAUAAUCUGUGACACUAUUCUUAAAAUGACUGCCCCAAAACAUAAAAAAGAAUGAGUUUAAAAGGGGUAGAGACACAAAACUUUUUUUUUUUUCAGAUGAUAUAUUAAGCUUUAUAUAUUUUAUUAAUGAUAGCAUGUACACAAAUGACUUAAAGAUAAUGUAUGUGUGUAUAUGUACAUUUAUAAGUAGUCUAUAUCAAUGCAAUUAGUAAGUAAGUGCAGCUAUGGUGACAAAUUUUAUAUAAAGGUAAUUUAAGUUUAGGAUCAGUAGAUGAUUUUAUUUUGUAUUUUUUAUAAUACAAAGUGUUUCCUAAUCAAUAAUGAAUUGUAAGUCUUUUGCAACAGUUCUUCAUCCUUAUGCAGAUGUUUGCAACCUUAGAGUUACUGAGAAUUUAUCUUAAAUAAGUGAAAUUGUCUUUAUUUUUUCUUAUAUGUGCAUUUAGGUGCAACCUCUAGUCUCACUCAAUUGGUGAUCAUUAUUUUUAAUUCCACAAAUAGUUAUGGCCCCUAUCCUCUUAUAAUUGGAAAUAUUUAACAGCAGAUGCAUGUCACAGCCAGAAUUUUCUGGUAUUGUGUUUACUAUUCAUUAUAUCCUGUGUCUUCCUAUUUUUAUGUUAAUGUUAGAUUUAAUUUAAUUUUGCCAUAAUAAUGUUAGUUGUUGUUUUGUUAGCAUUACUGACUGUAUUGUUAUUUUAGUCCUUGUAGACCCUAGUAUGGCUACAGACUCAAAUCAGACAAAACAACUAAAGAAAUAACAAAUUAGAUAUCAUGGCAUCAUCUUUUUCUUUUCAUAUUAGUAUCAUGUUUCAGAAAUAGUUCAUCAAAAAUUUGUGUGUGAUUUAUAAAUAUGCAAUGGUCAUAUCAUAAUUCUUGUAUAGAGCUAUUUAUUUAUUUAUAAAUAAUUUUAUAACAAAUCUAAAGGUAUAUCAAUAUUUAUAUAUACUGUAAAAUUUUGAGUAAUGUGUAUUUUGAAUUCAUCAAGGUAGUUAUAAUGUUUUAAUGUAACAUUUUUAAUCGGUCAUAUCAAAGUAAAUUUUUCACUAUUUCAAUGCACUCUCAAGUUAGGUGGAUUAAUAUGUAUUUGAAGAAAAUAAAAAUGGGAAUAAAUA
Molecule: messenger RNA, 1991 nt
Organism: Penaeus chinensis
Lineage: Eukaryota; Metazoa; Arthropoda; Malacostraca; Decapoda; Penaeidae
Product: palmitoyl-protein thioesterase ABHD10, mitochondrial-like
Exons: 6
Coding region: 59-937 (292 amino acids)
Biological process (GO): protein depalmitoylation
Cellular component (GO): mitochondrion
Molecular function (GO): palmitoyl-(protein) hydrolase activity; hydrolase activity, hydrolyzing O-glycosyl compounds
Source: RefSeq, a predicted model, not a curated record